AUGGCGGCCGUCGGCACAGCCCAAGCCAUGGACAUAGAGCCGCAGUUCCGCGCGCCGCAGUACCACUCGCCGCGCCAAGACCCGCCCAACGUCGUUAACCUUGCUGACGCCACCAUGGAUGAAGUCGGCAGCCCGGACCGCAUGCCCCGCCGCUCCCCCCUGCCGCCCUCACCAGACCACUACGCUCGCUCGUCUCCGACCUCGUGCGAGCCGCGUGUUCCAUCCAACGCAGGCAGCUAUGACCCCCGAAGCGGUUACCAAGUUACUUUAAGCAGGACCGCGUCGCCUCCCAGGCGGGACACGAAUUCCCUGUUUUCUCGCCGCAACCGCGGGGCGCUCAGUCCCCUGACCACAUUUCAAUCCCCUUCCACCUCCGCCCAAGCUUUGUCCUCUUCCGCCGCUCCGCUGGAUCUAGAAUCCGCCGCGCAAGGCGGCUUUGCCCCUGCCGAUGGGGGACGGAGCUCCCGUUCCCCCUCCCCCCGCCUUUUCCAGCCCGCCACAGGCACCGACUCCCCGACAAUCUCCCCCGACCAUCCGCGCACCGGACUGUACCUGGGACCCGCUGCGCGGAACUCCCCGCGCGCAAUGGCGGGCGGCGGAAUGCCGUCCGCUCAGCGUGCGGGUUCGCCAGCUGGUGUGGCGGGCGGCGCGGGGACUGGCGCGGGGCUUCCGGUGAACCCCUUCAUUCUGGCACACGGGGGCUGUCCGCGGUCCCCAAUGCGCUCCCGCCAGCAGCUUUCCGCGUAUGGCGGCUCGCAGCGCGCAAUUGCGCCAUCUCCGCUCUCCGAGCUGCUUAAUAUGGGAGGUUCGACUCGGUUAGAACCCCAGCCUGACUCACUUGAAGCAGACUCGUUACAGAUACAGAUGCCGAGUAAUGAUCGAUCGCAACAUGGCCAGCAGAGGGACGAACAUCCGCAAGAGCGUGACUCGUUCUUGGAGCAGCAGUUCCAGCAGCAGUCACAGCAGCAAGCGCGGCAGCUUUAUUCCCAGCAGAGCGUGCCGUCCGCCGUGCCGUCCGCUGUGCCGCCGCAUCGGUCUCCGCGAUCGUCGUCGCUCGACAGCUACGACCAAGUCAUCGCGUCGCACUCGCCUCGCGGCGAUUACGGCGGCACUUCGCACGCGCCCCUCGCGCAUCGCGCGCAGCUGCCCUCCCCCAAGCAACUCCACGCGCCUCUCAACCCGCACGCGUCGCAAACCACUCCGCCGCGUAACGGUGCGCCAGACCACAUUUCCCCCUCCCGCGGCGGUGCGGGGCCGCCGAGCGCCUGCGCGCCCAUCGCCACCCCCCGGCCGGUCCGCCCGGCCCAUCGGCGCACAGCCUCCGCUUCCGCCGCCUCCGCGCUCCUCCAGCACAACUUCUCCGCCGACAUGCAUGAGGGCAGCUCCUCCCCGCGCCCCGCUUUCUUCUCCCGCCCGCCUCCCUCCCCGCGCCACACACCCGCGCAGCCUAUUGCGCCAUCCGCCGCAGCGGCGCUCGUGGCCGCCGCUUCCGCGGGAAGCGGACCCGCGACGCCGCGGGGAGCCUCUCCGCGGAGGAGCUCCUCGCCCGCGGGAGUGCGCGCGGUGAACAGUGCGAGCCGCGCCGUACAGGACUUGCACGCGCGGCUGCUAGCUGCCGCCCAGAUGAUUGCCGACGGGGACACGGCUGGCGCAGCUGCUACGGCGGAGGCGGCAGCGGCUGUAGCGGCGGCGAUACAGCAGCAGCAGCAGCAGCAGCAGCAGCAGCAGCAGCAGCAGCAGCAGCAGCAGCAGCAGCAGCAGCAGCAACAGCAGCAGCAAUGGCAGGCGCAACAGCUGCAGCAGGCGCACCAGGCGCAGCAGCAGCAGCAGGGAGGGGGGAAGCGGCAGGGCCGCGCAAUAGGGAUUUCGGAACUGCAGAUGGAGCGGGGGGGCGCACAAGGAAGCUCCGCGCCAGGCGGGAGUUUCCCGUUGAGGGGAAACUCCCCGCUGAGGCAAGCUGGCGGCGCAGCAGCGGUGGGGUUAGCGGGCCACGCGGAGAGGGCAGGGGGAGACGCGGCCGGCGCAGAAAUGCGCACAGGCGGAGCAGCCGCGGGGGGAGUCUCCCCCACGUCUGAGCGCGCGGAGCAGCUGAAGCGGCGGGGGAGCGCGAUGCUGGGGGAAGAGGAGAUGCGCGCCCUCUCGCACAUGUCCCUGGGGGAUCCCUCAGGGGGCGUUGCGCGUUCAGGUGGAAUUUCAGGUAGGCGCGCAGGCGCAGGUGACUUUGCAGGUUUCUCGGGUGCUGGUAACGGGGGAGCUAGUAACGGGGAUGCGGGGGCGUGCAAUCGUCCUGUGAAGCAGCGGGUGUCCACAGGCCAUCGAUCCGCCUCCAGUGGCAUUGGCAGUGGCGGGAGCAGCAGCGGGGGGAGUGGUGAUUAUCCAUCCGCGCUUUCCGCUGCAGCAGCUGCUGCGCUAGCCGCAGCAGGGGCUCCAGUGGGGAUUUCCCCAGGGGAAAUUACUCAGAUUGCCCAGAAAUGGAUGGAGCUGCAGGCGGGGGGGGGCCUGGGCGGGUACGUGCACAGUUCACCCUCGCCUUCCGCCGCUGCUGCUGCCGCUGCGGCCGCACGCGCUUCUGCGUCUGUCGCUGCUGCUGAUGUGGCGGCGGCAGCUCGCGCACAGAAAGCAGCAGCGGAAGCGGCGGCGGCGGCAGCAGCAGGAGGCGCCUCGUUAGGCGGCGCUUCUCCCGUCUCCGCGGCAGCAGCGCGAGCAGCAGCCAAUAGGAGAGCGGCACGUCACCGGCGCACAGGCAGCGCGGAUUUCGUACUGAACAACCCGGGCGAGGCGCUGAAGCCCGCAGGCCCCCUGCGCCAGACCCUCAAGCGCGCCAGCGCCAGCGGGGGCGUGAGCGGGAGCGGGGGCGGGGGCGGGGGGGGUGCGGGGGGCGGGGGUGGGGAGCAGCACGUGGCGCUGCAGGCGCAGCUGCGCCUGUCCGGGUACCACCUGGAUCAUGUCUCCCCGCCCAGCCUCGCCAGGCUGCUCAACCAACCCGCCUUGGGGCCUGCGACAGGAGGGGUGGGCGCAGUAGCUUGGGGCGCAGGGGCAGGGGGAAGGCGAGGAGGGGCGGCAGGCGCGGGGGGAGGGGGCGGAGGCGGGGGCAUUGGGGGCGGAGUGGGAGUGGUGGGGAGGCACCGGCCGUCGUCGUCCAUCUCAGGGUUUGCAGGAGACAGGCUGGUCACAGCUGCUGCUCUCGCCGAGGCGUCCAAACACCUUGCCCUCGCCUCCGCUGCUGCUGCUGCCCCUCACUCUGCUGCCGCUGCUCCCAGCGCUGCUGCUGCUGCUGCUGCUGCUGCGUCCAAGUCGCUGUUUCAACAGCAGCAACAGCAGCAGCAACAACAGCUAAUGCAGCUACAGCAGCAGCAGCUAAUGCAGCAGCAGCAGCAGCAGCAGCAGCAGCGAGGGGUUGCAGAGAGAUUCGAUUUGAAUGAGUCCAGGGCGCAAGCUCACGUGGGGCAAUCCGGGCAGACACAGCAGCAGGCUCGCCCGCAGCACCAGGUGGUUCCUCAGGUGUUUUCUCAGGUGGUGGCGCCACACCGCCAGCAGCAGGGGCGGCAGCUGAACGCUACACUGGGCGCUGGCAUGCGCAAGCCAGCAAGUUUUUCGGGCAGCGUGGAGGAUGUUUUCGGGCAGUACGAGGGGUUGCCCCCACGAGACCAUGUUCUUAGGAAAGAGUAUGGGGAGAUUAAAGGCCUAUUUGUUCUGCAUAGUAAGGAGCUGGGCAGCGGGCAGUUUGGAAUCAUUCGGCCAUGCAUGGAGGUGGCGACCGGGCAGGUGUUUGCGUGCAAGACCAUCAACAAGAAAUGUAUUCAGACGAAGGAGGACGCGGAGGACAUUCGCAAGGAGGUGGCGUGCCUCACACUGCUGCGCAGCCACCCCACCAUCGUGACUCUUAAAGACACCGUGGAGGACGAAGAGAACAUCCACAUAGUGAUGGAGCUGUGUCAGGGCGGCGAUCUCUUCGACCGGGUGAGCAGCAGCGGGCGGCUGUCGGAGCAGAGUGCCGCCCGGCUGUGCAGAGCGCUGGUGGAGGCGCUGCUGCACUGCCACUGCCACGGCAUCCUGCACCGCGACAUCAAGCCCGAAAACAUCCUGCUCUGCGACCGAUCGGAGGAUUCAAGAAUCAAGCUCGUUGACUUUGGGGUCGCCACCUUCUUUGACCCCGGCAAGCGGCUCACAGAGGUGCUGGGCACGCCCGAGUACAUGGCGCCAGAGGUGCUGCUGCAGUCAUACGGCCCCGAGGCUGACAUCUGGUCGGCGGGCGUCGUCUUAUACAUCCUGCUGUGCGGCGUGCCGCCCUUCUGGGCGUCGUCACGCAAGUGCGUGGCGGAGGCGAUUCUCAAGGGCUCCGUCAUCCAUGGAUUCGCAGGGACGAGCGGCGAGGGCAGCGGGGAUGAGAUGGGAGGAGAACGAGGCCUCGAGCAGGUUCAGUCAGUCGCGCGGGACACCCCACCUGUCGCCACGAAGCAUCGUUCCGUGUUUCGCGGUAUCUCGAGCGCGCUACGGUCCAACCGAGCUCCGCAAGCCGCCACUGGCGCCGCCGUUACAGCCUCUGACAGCAGCCGAAGUUCAAGUAGCGGGGGCCGCUCGUUAAAGUCGAAUAUUUCCGCGCCCGAGCGCAGCACUGUUUGGGACGCCCUUCAGAGAGCGCAACGCGGCGCAGCCGCUAGCUCCACGUCAGAACGUGACAAUCGGUCGUCAGACCGGGAAUUGCGGGAAGAGGAUAGGCCGCCGAGUCGGGAAACGCUUGGAGAGACGCGGGAGGAGGAGUGCAGUAGUGGAGGUGAGGAGGUUACUUCUCGUUUUCGUGAGGAAUGGCGAAGCGAGAGAACGGAGGUGGAGGAAAGCCCGCACGGGCAGCAAUCGACGGCUGGAGGUCGCAUCAGCGCGCAGUCUCAACAGCAGGAACGGUCGAGAUUGCGGCAAGGGCAGCAGCCACUAGGCCCGCCGCGAAAGGCGGGUUUGAACGAGCAGCAGCAGCGCCCGCCGCAGCAACCGCCGCAGCAUCCGCCGCUGCAGCAGCAGGUGCUGAAGCGCCAGACGCACGGCCAAGCUCCGCACGGCUCCCCUCAGGUCGCUCCGCGCGCGCGGAACGCGCAAGGCUUGGUGGAGGGUUUGGCGGAGGGGGCGGAGCGCUCGACCAGCGCGCCGAGGGUGCACCAUGCGCGGAGAGCCAGCAGUGGCGCAGCUCUCGCGCUGCCAUCUGCGCAGAACGCUGGUGAGGGGAGGAUGGGGGGCUUGCUGGACGGCAGCCCCGCGAAACCCGUAAGCGGACGUGGGGGAAGAGACGGGGCUUCCGCGCAAGCGGAUUUCGAGCCAAAGCGGAGCCACCUUUCCCCCAUGCAGCUUCCCCAAUCGCAGCAGGCAGCCAGCGCAGGCCCGCGGGCUGGAGUUGGAAAUACCCCUCCGCGAUUGAGGCUGGAUCGUAUGGCGAGUACGGGUUUUCUGGCGGUAAGCCCGGAGAACCGAUCCCCCGCCGCUACAGACAUGCUCGGGCGGCCGUUCCCCGUGAAACAGGCGCCCUCCCGCUCCAGCUCCGAGUCUUCCGACGCGGAAGAGGAGGGGGAGCGCGGAACGGGAAAGGCGGGGGGCAGGGGGGAAGGAAAGGGGGAAACGGGAGUGCGCAGGGGGGAGGGUGCUGGGGGAACGGCACAGGGAGGGGGAAGCGGGGCGAGUGGGCCGGAGAUAGUCGUUGGGGAUGUGCUCAGCAUGCUCCCCGACAGCAUAACGAAUAUGUUCUUCACGAGUAUAAAGUCUGAGCCGCCCAGUCCAGUCCCUUUUGGUACCCCGAUAGCCAGUGGGACCAACCAGAUAGGCAGCGCGUCUAACCAGGCGAUUAAAGACGUCUCUAGAGGGGCAAAAUCUGUGUCAGAGGGUGCUAACGCGCGCCCGGUUCAGGACAUGGCGAUUGCGUUCGCUCUGCCCAACUCGCACAGCGACAGCAGCAGUACAGGAGAAGUGUCCUUUCCUUUUCCCUCCUCCUCCUCCUCCCACGCCCACCACCAACCCCCCGACCAAACCCCGUCAUUCCCCUCCCGCGCGUCUCACCACCCCCCCAGGUCCCACCUCCCCUCGGCCUCAGUGGACCUCGACCCCAGAUCGCACCUCCCCUGGAACCAGCCGCCUGACGCCUCCCCCAUGAGCCUCGCAGGCUGGUUCCCCUCCUCCUCCUCCUACCAGGAACCUUCCGAGCACUCGAGUGAGGGAGGAGGGGGGAUGGGGGAGGGGGAGGCGGGGCUGGGCGGGGUUGCUCCGCGGACCCCCCCCAGGCGCACCGUUUCGGGGGUUGAUCCGCGGACGAGCAGCCGCGUGUCCCCAGAGAAGUGGGGGAAUGGGGGGAUAGGGGGAGCUGGGGGGGAAGGGGCGGGCGGAGGGUUGGGGGGACUGCAAGGGCGGGGAGGAGAGGUGGGAAGGGGUUCGGGAAGGUGGAGAACGAUAGGGGUACCGGCCAGCAGGAGCGAGGAGGCGUCUGAAGGCGCUCAGAGGAUCAGCGUGGGGGCGGGGAGAGGCGCACCAGAGCGACCUGCCACUGCCGCGCCUGCUCCUUCCGCCUCUGCCUACGCUGCUGAAUGCGCUGCUGACGCGGUUGACCGUGCCGCCGCCGCUGCGGUUGCAGCGGCUGCUGCUGCGUCUGGAGGUGGAGGCAUGGAUGGGGCUAGCACCCCCCGGCAGCGGCUAUUCAAUCGGGCUAACAGCGACCCUGAGCCUAGAUCGCCGGGGGACCCUCGCCCCAACACCAGCAGCGGCGCGCUUGGGGGGCCUGCAGGCAGGGGGGAUGGCGGAGGGGGAGGCGGAGGGGGGCGGGGGGGUGGGGAGUCGUCACUGGCGCGGCAGGUGCUGAGCAAGUGGCGGCACAAGAUAGACUCGCGGCGCCCUGGCACGCCCCCCACCGUGCCCAAGAAAGACUUUCCCCCGCGCCCCCAUGCCCCAGGGGAGAACCACCACCACCACCAGCAGCACUCGCAGCAGCAGCAGCAUGGCAGUAACAGUAGGUUGAUGGCAGGGGGUGGGGCGGGUGAGGGAGGGGGCGGGGCAGGUGCUGCUUCGGGGGAGCUGUGGGGCGGCAGUGGGCGGCCUUUGUCGGCAGCUUCCCGCACGUCGUCCAACAUAGAGGGCAUGCUGCGCGGAGGGGAGGGGGGCGCGGGGAGGCGCUUGCAGAAUGUGCGGAUGCUUGGAAAGGGGGGAGGCGCGGGGGGAGGGGGAGGAGAAGGAGGGGCGGAUGUGAUGCAGGUGUGGGGGGGGGAGGAGAGCGAGGGGGAGGACGGUGCUUCUGCUGCUGGAAGUGUUGCUGGUGGUAGUGGUGCGCAUGGGAGAGAGGAGAGGGGGGCAGCAGCGGCCCCCCAUGGCGCUGGUCCGCGGGGGGGCGCUGCCCCAGGGGCAGGGCGGGGGCACCAGCGGCGCAUGUCAUGGCAGCAGCCCCUGGAGCAGCGCGAGCAGAUGCAGCAGUCGCAGGUGUGGCAGAACCAGGGGGAGAUGGAUGGCGGACAGAAGAGCGCAGGGCAGCAGCGGGUGCCAGGAGUGGGGAGAGGGGAAGGCGGCAUGGGUGGGAGGGUGGGGCCAGCGGGGAGAAUGGGGGGGAGAGGGCGGGGAGGUGGAGGGGCAGGCGGGGAGGGGAUGGGAGGAGGAAGGGGAGUGGGGGGAGGCGAGGUAGGGGGGCCGGCGGGUAGUGUGGAUGAGGGGUAUGGGGAGGAACGGCGGGGGCGGGAUAGGUAUGGGGGGCAGAAGGGUGGCGGGGGGGACUCUUCCCCUGUGGAGAAUGCUGCAAAGAACAUUGUGUCUAAAUGGCGCAAGUUCGUUAAGUCCCGGACGCCAGAUAAGGGCGCGGCGGGAGCAGGAGGAGGGGGAGGAGGAGGGACGGGGGAGGGAGUUGAGGACGCUCUGUUAUCCUAUUCAAUUCACUACUCUCCUUCCCGUCAUCCACUCCCCCUCACCCCAUUACUCUAUCUGCUGCCGACUCGCCGUCCCCACCUUCCUCCCAACCGAUUCCCCCGGCCACUCCCCCCCUGGCAGCAGAGUGGCAGUGAAGCGCGCCUGCAGAGGCGCUUCUCAGACAAGUCCCGCGCCCCCCUCCCCCCCCACGCCGCCCGCAACUCCACCCCUCCUCGCCUCGCCCCCCCUGCGCCCUCCGCCCCGCACCACUCCUCUCUCCGCCCCUCCUCCCCCUCCCUACGCUCUUCCUCCCCCUCCCUACGCCCGUCCUCCCCGUCCCUCCGCUCCUCCGCCCCCUCCCUCCGCCCUCCAUCCCCUUCCCCACGCUCCCCUUCCCCGUCCAUCCGCCCGCCAUCCCCCUCCAUGCGCCCGUCCUCCCCCCCCAUGUCCUCGCCCUCCUCCAUCACCUCAGCCUCUAGCUUCGCCUCUUCCUCCCUUGCCUCCUCUGCCGCCCCCCCGUUGCUCUCCAAGUUUCCCCGAAGUGCUUCCACUGCUGCCCCUAACACCGCUGUAGGCCCGGUUUACUCCGACCCUACAAUAGCACCCUCCAGUCGCAACAGAUUCCCCAGGCCUCACGCUGAACCUGCCACGUCUACAGGUUCGGCAGGCUCCUCCACGUCGCCGCCACUUGUCAGGUCCGUUACUGCUUUGGGGUCAGGCCCGGGAGGCCUUGGCUCGGCCCAUGGCAAGCCGGCAGGUUCGGGGCGCAAGCCAGUGGAUAUAUCUCAGGCUCUGAACAACCUGCUGUCGCUGCUAAGCCCGGAGGAGCAGCAGAAGCUGAAGCAGUCAUGGAGCCUUCUAGACAGCGGCGCAGCAGCAGGGGGAGGAGGAGGUGGGGGAGGGGGAGGUGGCGCAGGGGGCAUGGGCGCAGGGUUGUUGCUAGCGGGGGAGGGAGGGGAGGGGGUGCAUAAGCAGCUGAGCGCGCAGCAGGAGCAGCAGCAGCAGCAGAUGCGGCUGCAGCAGGUGAAGCAGCAGCUGCUGCAGCAGAGGGGCGGGCAGGUGGGGGGCAUGGGGGGGAGGGGAGGGGGCGCAGGGGGAAGGGCAGGGGGAAGGGGAGGCGGAAGGGGGCACAGGCGGCAGCGGACAGAGGGUGGGCUGGUUCUGGGCGGUUUCGGUGGGGAUCUGGGGUUGGGGGAGACGGGGAUAGAGGGGGGGAAAGAGUGGGCGGAGAGGGGGGUGGAUGUGAGGGAGGGUGGGGGAGGGAGAGGGGUGGGGGCGGCAGGGAGAGGAGGGAGAGGGGGAAGAGGGGGGCGAGGGUCACUGGAUGACUGGGAUGGGGGGUUGGGGCGGACAGGGGCAGGUGAUGUGAAGGGAUUGCAAGUCCUGGGACCAGAAGGGACGGCUGGAGCAGCAGCAGCAGGAGGAGCAGGGGGGGGACGAGGAGGGGGAGGACGGGGGGCAGCAGGCGGGAGGCUAGGAGCAGUACGGGCGGGGGGAAGAGGGGGGGCGGGAGGGGAAGGGAGGGCAGGGAGGGGGCGGCACCAGCGCACGCGGUCGGACUUUGUGAUUGGCGGGGUGGAUAUGAGCCUUGACCUGGGCGCGGGGUUGGGGUUGGGGGUGGGGGCGGGAGUGAGCAGUACAGGGCGUGCUAGCAUGGAUGGUCCUGGGCUGGCCAGAGGGGCAGGCAGAGAGUGCAGCGGCGCAAGAGAGGGUGCAGGGCGGGAAGGGGCGGGGAGGGCGCAAGCAGCAGGUGGGUUGGGUGCGGUGGGGAGGAGUGGGGGCGGCAAGGGGGAAGGCGAGGAGCGGAAUGGGCGGCUGCUGCGGAGCCGGUCGGGCGCUGCUGGGCUGCUGGAGGCUCAUGGGGACGGGGAGAGGAGCGAGAGGAGCGAGAGAGGCGAGCAUGAGAGGCGCGGGAGGGGGGGCGAGGAGGACAGGAGUGUGUCGGUGGGGCGGCGCAGGGAGGUGGGGUGGGCAGACCUUGAUGCGGAGGUGCAAGGGAAAAGGGGGGAUGCGAGAGGUGGGGGGGAGGCGAGAGGCAUGGGGGAGGCGAGAGGCAUGGGGGGGAGGGAGACACUGUUGCGAGCAAGGUCGUCCCGGGAAGGUGGAGCGCGCGGGCUGCUGCUGGGUGAUCUGGAAGGGGGUGCAGGGGAGGAGUGCACAGGCGGGGCAGCAGCAGCAGCAGCAGCAGCAGCAGCAGCAGCAGCAGCAGCAGCAGCAGCAGCAGCAGGUGGGGCAGGGACGGGGGCGGUGGGUGGGGGGAGGGCGCGGGGGGAGCUGACGCGAUCCCGGUCUCAGAAGGAGGGGGGUUCCCGAGGGGUCAUGUUUGCUGAUACGGUGGAAGAUUCGUGGAAGGAGCAGGCUAGUGAGGGAGUGAGGAGGCGACUGUCGGAUCCACCGCGCGACCAUCACAGUCAAGAUCAAGCGAGUCAAGCAAGUCAAGCAAGUCAAUACAGUCAAGGCAGUCAAGAGAGCCAAGCAAGGCGGCAUGCAAGAGAGGCAAGCGAGGACAUGGGGGACGAUGUGGUGGACGCCAGGCCCCUCGUGCAUGUCCCCGCCCCGCUGCUGCCGCCCUCCCCCCGCCUGUCCCUGCCCAGUCAAGCCAGUCAAGGCAGUCAAGGGACGCAGCCAGGGCAGCAGCAGCAGCAGCAGCAGCAGCAGGGUGAGGGGGGGUGGGAGCCGAGGCAGCAGGGGGCGCAGCAGGGGGUGCAGCAGCAGGGGGGGCGUGGGGGGAGGCAUGCGAGGGAGGAUUCAAUGGAUCUGGACGACGACGUUGUGAAUGCCGUGCCGCUGGCGCCUCUAGACCGGGCCACUGCUGUUGUGGAUGAGGAGGAGGAGGAGGGAGGUGAGUCGGCGAGUGAGAAGGGCAGCCAGGGGGUGAGCGCGGGGAGGAGUGGCGAGGGGGAGGAGCAGGAGGGGCGGCAGCAGCAGGGGCAGGUGCAGCAGCAGUCAGGGGGAGCAGAGUUGGUGCAUUCACCACGGGUGAUAUCGCCGCGACUACCAGCAGCGGCAGGGGGGGCAGGGUUGGGGGCGAUGGGACUUGCAGCAGCAGCAGCACGGCGGCAGCAGCAUGUGAACCCGUGGCAGCAGACGCGCGAGAUGGAGGACAUUCUAAUGCCCUCCCGCGACCUCUCUCCCGCCCGCCCCUCCUCCUCCUCCACUGCUGCUGGUGCCGGUGCUGCCGGCGGUGCGGGCAGGGGCAAGGGCAGCAAGGCAGGCAGCAGCAGCAGCAGCGCUGCAGUGCUGCGGUCGACAUCAGUGAGAGAAACCUCCUCCACACGCCCGGGCUUCUCUGUUGAAGUGCCCUCGCACCCUCACCACCACCACCCCAUGCACAACCACAUGGGAGCAGCAGCCGUGGCAUCAGCGGCAGCAGCAGCAGACAAGGACGGGCAGGUGAGUUCCCGAGGGAGCUCCCGACCCGACACGCCCGCCUCACGGCCAGACACGCCCGCCUCACGGCCAGACACGCCCUCAUCACCGGGGUUCAUCAUGACUCCCCGGGGGGGCCUGCGCCUGUCACGGCGCCUCAUGGGCGUGGAGGGCGCAGAUGACCUUAUGAGAGCUGCUCUUGCCCGCCUGCAGCACCACUCCCACGCCGCCCCCUCAGGUGCCUCCUCAGGUGCUUUUCCAGGUGCUGUUGUGUCGCCGAGACGGGAGGGGGAGGCGGCUGUGUAUGGCAGCUGGGCGGGAGGAGGGCUGGCUGAGAAUGCUGCCGACUCGCUACAGUCCCUUGCCGCCCAGGUCUCUGCCGGCCGGUUGCCGGCCAGGCCAGGAUCUAGUGGAGGGAACGGACCAGUUACUGUGGCUCCACCUACAGUGGCCCCUGUCGCCCGGCCGUCCUCUCGCCCAAUGGCGAUGCGGCCGACAACCCUAGAUCUUCCUGCCGGCCGGCCAGGGUCACCAUUGGCUAGCGGGUCAAUAGCAACAGCAGGAGGAGCAGGAGCAGCAGGUGGUACCGGCACGCACCCCUUGCAUCUGCCCUCUGACUCUCUGAGUCCUCCCUUCUCCAGCAGUCUCUCUCCUGCUGGCCUCAGCUCCCCCGAAUCCGCCCUCUCUAGCCCGCCCCUGGCCGAGGUUGCAGUGUGGGCGCCGGGGGAAGGGGGAGGUGUGGGCAUGGAGAGAGUGGGGUCCGGUGGGGGUGCUGUGGGGGGUGGAGGUGAGGGGCUGUCGUUCUGGGGGCAUGGGAAUGACCGGAACAGCGGUUACCACAACCACAACCACUAUCAGCAGCAAAAUCAGCAGGAUGAGCAUCAGCAACAGCAACAAUGGCAACAACAAAGUCAACAGCACCAGCAGCAGCAGCAGCAGGAGCAGCAGCAGGAGCAGCAGCAGCAGCGGCAGGGGGGGAGAUUGGAGCUGGGUCAAGGCCCAUGGCUGGGAGCAGCAGCGAGCGAAGCAGAGAGGGAAGCAGGAGGGGGAGCAAGCACAGGAGGAGGGGAGGUGUGUGGGAGCCCAGAGGGGUCGGUGGGGGUGUGCUCGCUGGUGGACGUGUGCUCGCCCGUGUACAGUGCAGAUGAGGGCAGCAUUGUCCUGGGCGGCGGCGGGCGGCGGUUGUCACGGCACUCCAGCCGGGCGUCCAUAGGGUCGCCGGAGGGCGGGGCGGGCGGGGGGAGAGGGGGGAAGCGGGGCGCGUGGGGGGUUGGGGCGAUUUUGGAGGGCGGGGAGGGGGGGGUGAGUGGGGGAGGGGAAGCAGACGCGGAGGGGAAGCGGGCAAGGGCGAAAGUGGGGGAGAGGAAAGGGGAGGGGGAGGAGGGUGAGGAGGGGGAAGGAGAGGCGCAUGGAAGAGGCAGUCAGGAAGCCGAUGCCUUUGAGUUUGACAUGGACGAUGCUGACGUGGCUGCAGCCCGGGAUGGCCCGGCUGGCGCUGACGUGGCACUGGACGGCCGGCCCUCGGCCAAUGGGGCACUGCCAGGGGGGAUGGGUGGGGACAUGGGGAGCAGCAGCAUGGGCAUGGAUGGUCACAUGCAUGGGGCCAUGCAUGGUGAUGGCUCGUCACACAUGAUGAUGAAUGGCAUGCCCAUGCCCCCACCUAAUGGUGCCCCACAAUUUCCCGGGCAGGUCUUCCCCCCCGGGAUGAUCCCAGACAUGAACGGGCAGCAGCAGCUCAUUCCCGGGCAGAUGUUUCCGGAUCCCUCUCAGCCCUUCCCCCAAGGAGACCAGCACUUUCCCUUUCCCGGGCAGCCCUUCCCUCUGCCCGGAUACCCAUUCCCUCUCCCCGGGCAACCCAUGCCGGACGGCAUGCAGGGGCAGCUUCCUCCCGGGCAGUUUCCCGGGCAGCCGCCGGAAAUCCCCGGCUUCCCGGGCGGGUUUCCGGGCGGCAUGCUGCCGGGGCAGCUGGGCGGCAUGUUGCCGCCCGAGAUGCUCCCGGGGCUACAGUGCCCGCGGUUCAUCCUGCGGCGGCCUUACCGCAGCAUAGAGCGCGAGUACAUGCUGCAGGAGAGGGCGCCCCUGGGCACGGGGCAGUUUGGCAUCAUCCGCAGCUGUGUGAAGCUCAAGACCGGGGAGGUGCUGGCGUGUAAGAGCAUCAGCAAGAGCACCUUCCAGUACGCGGACGAUGCGGAGGCGGUGGGCAUGGAGGUGGCGGUGAUGGAGAUGCUGAACGGCCACCCGCACAUCAUACGCAUGCGCGAUGCCUUCGAGGACUCCCGGGACGUGCACAUAGUGAUGGAGAUGUGCACGGGGGGCGACCUGCACGACCGAGUGAAGACGCACGGGCCGUACAGCGAGGAGGGCGCGGCUGCGGUGCUGCGCGGGCUGGUGGAGGCGCUGCUGUGCUGCCAUGGGAAGGGCGUUAUGCACCGCGACGUCAAGCCCGAGAACGUGCUCAUCUGCGACACGCAGGACGACACACGGGUCAAGCUCAUUGAUUUCGGGGUCGCCACGUUUAUCGAGCCAGACGCGUCCUGCAUGGAGUUCGUGGGCACACCCAUGUACAUCGCCCCGGAGGUCAUCACCGGUGCACACGGCCCCGAGGCCGACAUCUGGUCGGCGGGCGUCGUCUUAUACAUCCUGCUGUGCGGCAUGCCGCCCUUCUGGGCGUCCACCAAUGAGGCCAUCUUUCAGGCCAUCAAGGAGAGCGAGGUGUCCUUCUCCUCGCCGCGCUGGCAGACCAUAUCGGAGAGCGCCAAGAACCUUGUAAAGAGGAUGCUUACAAAGGAUCCCAAGAUGCGUAUCCUGGGUGCUCAAGUGCUCGGUGAGUGCUGGAUGGGAUAG
Molecule: messenger RNA, 14073 nt
Organism: Closterium sp. Naga37s-1
Lineage: Eukaryota; Viridiplantae; Streptophyta; Zygnematophyceae; Desmidiales; Closteriaceae
Source: the annotation of a GenBank genome assembly